Molecule: messenger RNA, 3684 nt
Organism: Fusarium sp. VM40
Lineage: Eukaryota; Fungi; Ascomycota; Sordariomycetes; Hypocreales; Nectriaceae
Source: the annotation of a GenBank genome assembly
AUGGCCGACGAAAACGACUUCACGGCACUUGACGAGACUGGUUGGAAGGCGCAGAACGCGGCUGACGACCGCGAAAUUGCGAAACUUCUCGGAGAUUCACAAGACACUGGCGGAGGCAUUAAUCUUGACAGUAUCGAGUUCGACCAGACGGGCAAGGCUGACGACGCCGAAGACUUCGAGGACAUCAGCGAUGACGAUCUACCGGAUGAGGAGGAGCCCAGUGCUGGUGUCUCUAUGGAGAUGCCCGGCCUGACAGAUGACGGAGGAACUAGCAACGAUGCAGAUGACCUAUUUGGAGAAGGACCAUCCUCACCCGAUCCGAUUCUUGGACCCUCUUCACCAGCUCCUCACGUUCGCGAUGCCGAUAAUGGUGAUGACACUCAACCCGCCGACUCGAGCCUCAGCUUUCCUGGUAUCAAUUUCGACCCCGAACCCCAUCUCGAUAACCAAGAUCACGACAUCCCCGCGCCCGCCGAGACCGUCGAAGACCUCCUGAAAGCUACAUGGCCUGCGUUCAAGAAGGGACACGUCCUGACGUGGAGCGAACUUCUGCCUGCAAAGAGAGCCACCUGGAAGGAGAAGAGGCCAGCCAGAAAACCGAAACAGCUUGUCACCAGCAAGCUCACACUCGAGCUCGCGCCCGACCAGGAGAAACUCUUUCGCAUCCCGGGCACUGCAACAAUCUCCCGUAAAGCUAGACAGGGAGAGGAGAGGGGUCUAGUGUACUGCGGCUUGGAUCAAGAGAAUCAAGCCGAAGAUAACAUCCAAUUCGAUCUCGAUCUCGACUCCGACUCCGAAACGGUAGCUGGCUUUAGUCUACGCGAUAUCGAACUUGCUUGCGAAGACUGGGGUGCCCACAUUGCCACGGUAGAGGCUGAAUUUAAGGCUCGACAGUCUGCGGAGCAGGAGCAACAACAGGCACGAAAGCGAGUGUUCGAGGAGCAGGACGACGAAUGGGAUGCUGAGUUUUUGAUGGACCUUGGCGAUGAUGCCCCAGUACGACCAAAGAAACGCAAGAUGGUCAGCCUAGGCCUGCCAGAGAUCCCCCGCUACACAGCUCCUUCGUUCGACAACUUCGAGGAUGCAACUCGCAGGGGUGCGAAGCGCGUUCAACUGGAUAUGAGCGACCCUUACCUUCUCCUCGAGACCCAAGAAACUCAACGGAACACGAAGCGACCUCGUACAGACAACAAGUUGAAGCGCAUGGCUAAUGGCAACCUCGGCCGAAAUGUCUCCAGUCGCUUCAACAUCUCCAACGAUGAGGCAUACGAGGCGCUUAAGGAAAAUCACCAAAGCAAAGUGCGCGCCACUCUUGGUAACAUUUCUGUUGAGCACAGUAUGCCUGCCAUCAAGCUCUCCUGGCCUUACUACAAGGUUAAGCUUGGCGGUACAACUGAUGAGUAUCACCGUCCUCGCUUUAGGUACAAGAAGUUUGCUGGUCAUCUCAUCAAGUUUGACAAGCCUGCCCACCAGAAGCGCAAAAUGAUGAAGGGCAAAGCUCACGAAGUUUUCCUGAAAUCGAAGGACCUAAGCAUUAACGACAACUCCACCGCUGUUCUUUACGAGUAUUGUGAGCAGCGCCCACGAGUGCUCAGCAGCUUUGGUAUGGGCAACCGUUUGAUCAACUACUACCGCCGAAAGGACACCAACGAGGACGAGCAACUACCCAAACAAGACCUAGGAGAAUAUCGAAUGCUUCUUCCCGAGGACCGAUCUCCUUUCUCCCUUUUCGGUACUGUUGACCCUGGAGAAACUGUACCAACACUACACAACGAGAUGUACCGCGCUCCUGUCUUCAAGCAUAACCCAAGAGGCAGCGACUUCCUAGUCGUGCGCAGCACCACCGGAGAACAAGGCUCAAGGUGGUUCAUGCACAAGAUUGACCAUCUUUAUGUUGUUGGACAGCAGUUCCCUUCAGUCGAGGUACCUGGGCCACACAGUCGUAAAGUCACGAAUGCCUCGAAGAACAGGAUGAAGAUGCUCGCAUUUCGCAUGAUAAGACAUAGCGAUACCGAUAACUGUCAACUGUCCGACAUUACAAAGCACAUUGCGGAAUCUACUGAUACCCAGAACCGUCAAAAACUAAAGGAAUUCCUCCAGUACGACAGGGAAAGCGGCGAGAAGGGAAUGUGGCGACUGAAGCCUGGAGAAAUACUACCCGACGAAAGCGCAAUUCGGUCCAUGAUCAAACCUGAGGAGGUUUGCCUCCUUGAUGCUAUGCAGCUUGGUAUCAAGGAACUGGAAGACGCUGGAUACGACCCCCGAAAUGCUUCUCUGGAUGAGGAGGUUCAGAACAACGACGCAGAAGGGGAAGAAGAAGACGUAGAUGACGACGGCAGCAAGGUAGUCAAGGGAGCUGCCAAAAAGCAACAAGAAAAGCAGGAAGAAACUCUUGCGGACAAGAUGGCGCCAUGGAAAACGACAAAGGCUUUUAUUGAUGCCUGCGCUCAGAAAGCCAUGCUCCAACUUCACGGUGAAGGAGAUCCGACAGGUCACGGUCUAGGUUUCUCCUUUAUACGAACCUCCAUGAAGGGUGGAUAUAUCGAGGCAGUUCAGGGACCACUUGCUACGUCUGCAGAUGCUAUGGAGCGUGAGAAGCGAGCUAAUGGCGGCCACGCUUAUAAUGUCAAAAAACAGCAAGCAAUGUAUGAGGAAGGUAUAAAAGAAAUUUGGGAUAAGCAAAAGACUACCCUCUCAGAUGGCCAGGAACACGAAGAUAAGGAUGUCGCGGUAACGGAAGACGAAGACGACCGAUUCAACGUCCAGUCAGCCAUGACUCCGGCCCAGUUCGCCCAGUUUGACGACGGUACCAGCCAAAUUAGUGGUUUGACUUCCGCAAGUCGACAACAAAAACGCGCCAUCCGCAUCACCCGAGACGUUCAGAUGCCCGACGGCAGCAUACAAAGCCGAAUCGAAAUCGUACACGAUCCGGUUGUGAUUUCGCAGUAUAUGAAGCGGCGAACGGAGGCGGACCUUGAAAUGAGAGACAUCUAUAGCUCGCGCCCUACGGGUAAUGCCGACCAUGACCGUCUUGCAGGCAUUAGAAUUAAGAAGGAGCUUGAACGACUCGAGAAAAACAAGGCCCGACGACAGGCUCGAGAACAGCAGAAGGAGCUGCAUCAGAAAGCAAGCACAGGAGACGCCGGGUCUCCCAGUGUCAACGGCGAUAAGGUCCCCACUGGAACAACCCGCAAGUAUACCAUUCCCUUUGUUUCGCCCCCUCCAUUGGUGCCUUUUGAUUGGUUUGGCUACACAGAAGUUGUCAAGACAAAGCGAGGUGCUCGAAAGAAUGAUUUGCAGAUUCUUAUGGAAAAAUGCGACAAAGAGGCGCGUAAGCGUGCAGAUGUCAAGGCCCGUGUAGUCAAAGCUGCUGCUCGACAACGAGAUCAAGAACAACGAGCAGCAGCAAGGCAAGCGGAGCGGGAUCGGCGUGCUUCAGAAACCAAGCGGCUUCAAGAAGAACGAGCAGCCAAAGCCAAGCGGCUACAGGAAGAACGAGCCGCUGAGGUCAAGCGACGAGAGGACGAAAGAGCCUCCCAGAAAAGGAUCAAAGAGGAACUUCAGCGGCGAGGCCGAGAACAAAAGGCACGCGAGCAGCAAAUUGCGCGUGACCGACAAGAACUCAUACGCAUCCAGCGUGCACGAAUGAUGCCGAAAUGGCGCCAUGGAGGUUACUGGAGCUGA